AGCGGCGAUCUGUGUUCUGCUCCUGAUAUUCUAAAUGGGCGCAGCAUUCGGUUCUAGGACUUCGGGCAUCAUGGCAGAAGCUGCAGCUGCGUUCGUGAAUCAGAAGAUCACUGCCUCGCCUCUCGUGGUCUUCUCGAAGACCACCUGUCCAUACUGUGAUAAGGCCAAAAGGAUCCUCGAGAAAUAUAAGGCACAGUAUGACCUCAUCGAAUUGAAUCAACGAGAAGAUGGGCAAGCGAUUCAGGACGUGCUGAAGGGCAUCACAGGAGCGCGAUCUGUGCCCAGAGUCUUCAUCGGUGGAAAGUGCAUCGGUGGCGGAGACGAUACGGCGCGUCUAGACUCUGAGGGCAAGCUAGAAUCACUCCUCAAAGAAGCCGGCGUGAAAAUGGUAUCUAUGUUGUGAGCCGGAACAGGAAUUCAAAUUACAGAGCCGUGAAUAAAUUUUGAGCUCGACAA
Molecule: messenger RNA, 456 nt
Organism: Galendromus occidentalis (western predatory mite)
Lineage: Eukaryota; Metazoa; Arthropoda; Arachnida; Mesostigmata; Phytoseiidae
Product: glutaredoxin
Exons: 3
Coding region: 35-403 (122 amino acids)
Biological process (GO): cellular response to oxidative stress
Cellular component (GO): cytoplasm
Molecular function (GO): glutathione disulfide oxidoreductase activity
Source: RefSeq, a predicted model, not a curated record